Molecule: messenger RNA, 2118 nt
Organism: Acanthochromis polyacanthus (spiny chromis)
Lineage: Eukaryota; Metazoa; Chordata; Actinopteri; Pomacentridae
Gene: ncoa7a
Product: nuclear receptor coactivator 7
Exons: 6
Coding region: 354-1082 (242 amino acids)
Biological process (GO): regulation of transcription by RNA polymerase II; response to oxidative stress
Cellular component (GO): nucleus
Source: RefSeq, a predicted model, not a curated record
AAAACACUCCGGGUUUUUGAUUCAUUAGGUCACGGCAGGAAGCUCUCUGGCGUUCAGCCAUUUGUGGAUCACAAUCUUUGCCUGGUAACUUACAGUAACAGAGAAAAUAACGUGUUUGGCAGCCAUCCCUGACAUUUUGGGAAAUCCUACUGUCUAUAUAUGGACAUCCUUUUUACCCUCCUUCUCAGCAUCCCAGGAUCAUACACCCAUUUCCCGAGAAAAGAAAGUGUUCGGUGUCACGGCUAACCAAUAAGAACGCCUCUGCUCGAGUUUCCAGCCAAUCACAGCGCAAGCAGACAUAGUGAAAGCAAGCAGAGGAUAAAAGGGAUGGCUGCCGGUUUAGUGAAACAGACAUGUGGUGUACCAGAGCACAGAGUCUGACAGAGAAAUCAAGAGCUAUGAAGCAGCUACCAGGAAAUAUUAAGGUGUUAUAUUUUGCCAGUGAAUGUCUGGAGCCGUAUGUUGAGAUUAUCACAGUAAAGGACCCCAAGCAUCGCCUGAGUCUGUGCAGCUCAUUGGACUCUGAGGCAGAAGAACCAGAGUACCUGGGGGAAACUGACAGUGUUCUGCCUGUUCUGAGCGACCACAGCCUGCUGCUAGAUGACCACCACCUAGAGAGACUUGCUGCUCACAUGCCAGCAAGGACCCAGGGUUACCCAUGGCAACUGGUCUACAGCACAGCAGUCCAUGGGAGCAGUCUGAAGACACUGUACAGGAACAUGGCAGGUCUGGACAGUCCUGUGCUGCUGGUCAUCAAAGACAUGGACAAAAAGGUGUUUGGGGCUUUUUCUUCUGAUCCGUUCAGAGUCAGUAAAUAUUGCUACGGCACCGGAGAAACCUUCCUGUUCAGCUUCAACCCAGACUUCCAGGCAUACAGGUGGAGUGGAGACAACUCCUACUUUGUGAACGGCAACUGGCAAUCUCUGCAGAUUGGUGGAGGCGGGGGCCGUUUUGCCUUGUGGCUGGAUGCUGAUCUGUACCAUGGUGCAAGCUUCUCCUGUCCCACCUUUCACAAUGCGCCUCUUUCCACACAAGAAGACUUUAUUGUUCAGGACCUCGAGGUCUGGACUGUACAUGGCUGAAUGGGAAUGUCUGAAAAGAUGAGAUGAAAACUAAACAGAACCUGUUGUCCUGUCUGGAGAUACAAAACUUCAAGACUUGAAGGAACAUGUGUGGUGGAGCUACUACUGUACGGACCCUGCGGAGCAGAUGUAACUAUGUGUGAACCUGAGUCAGACUCUUGUGGUGGUUCUCUCAUUUGGUUGGUCUGUACCUGCUAAAGACAAGCAACCAGAUGAACUCCUGUGAUUGAGGGUCCUGCUGCUUUAAACCACCAGUCAUUUAUUAGCAGCUCUGUGCUAAGCCCAGAAAGUAACUGGCAUUCAAAGCCCUCCAUGCCCUCCUUUUAUUAUGGAGCGCAUUAUGAUCCAAAGUUCACAGAAUUACAGUUGGAUGAAAAUCUUUUAGCCACUGUAACCACAUUCAGGAUUUUAGAAAUCACCUUUUUAUUUCAUUUUAAAUUGUCAGGCAUAUUUGUAAAAAGAAAUGAAUGAUUAUGUUUUUACAAUAUGUGUCAAUGUGUUAAAUGUGCAUGUGUUCUUGAGUUAUAUUAAUUAUUUAAUGUUAAAACACUGUAACAUGAUAGGACCUAAGACAUCCUAUCUGAGCUCUUACAUGAGGUUUGGUUUUGAUGCUCUUCAUUUGAAAAAAUACAACAGACCAAACCACUGAGGCUUGGAAAAAAAAGAACAGAGUUGCACUAUAAACAAUUUAUUAUUUAAGAAAGUGUGCUGUUUGUGGUGGAAGGGACUUCAGCUGUGUUGAAGUAUAUUUAACUGUCACUUCUGCUUUUUGUGGGGAGGGUUUUGUGAGACACCUGUGUGCCUAAUUAGAAUAGACAACAUUUUGUGGACACAUUCCAUUUUUUUUUUUUGCAUUUUUAAAAAAAAACAUAUAUUUAAAUAUAUUUUUUUUAAAAAAAGGUCAAACAGGAAAGCAAAGUACAAAAACCAUUUGUUUUUCUUAUGCGUAUAUUUGUAUGUAUGAUCUUGGCAGGCGGUGCUGGCACUGCCACUGGUUUUCUGUGGAACAACAUUAAAACCGUAUUUCCUGUUAAAA